This is a messenger RNA of Bubalus bubalis (water buffalo), 3789 nucleotides long. Its product is annotated as transcription factor A, mitochondrial. Bases 309 to 1049 code for a protein of 246 amino acids. NCBI's taxonomy places the organism in Eukaryota, Metazoa, Chordata, Mammalia, Artiodactyla, Bovidae. The transcript is spliced from 7 exons. Gene Ontology annotation, molecular function: transcription cis-regulatory region binding. The record is from RefSeq and is a predicted model, not a curated record.
UCGCCCCCUCGAGGCCAGGUCCCUCCGCAGGCUAGCUGGGCUGCAGUUUCCCUUCUCCGCCUUCGAGCGCCUAUUUCUUCGUAGUCCCGCCCACCAAGGAAGCCAGUACAGCGCCUGCGCCUUCUACCUUGCCCCGCCUCCUAUCUAAUCGCAAAUUAGCCGAUUUCCCAUAGUGCCUCGCGAGUGGCGGGCAUGCUAGUAAAUCGGGUAGGCUCUCUCGCGGGUUUAAGGCGGCUUUGUUGCGGUUUCUCUUGUGCCAGGGCGCUGUAGGGAAUUGGGGCCUGGUCAGUGCUUUGUCUGCGGAUGCAAUGGCGCUUCUCCGGGGCGUAUGGGGCGUGCUGAAUGCACUGGGAAAGUCAGGAGCGGAUCUCUGCGCGGGCUGUGGCAAUCGACUGCGCUCUCCCUUUAGUUUUGCGUAUGUUCCAAAAUGGUUUUCAUCCAGCUUGAGUGGUUAUCCAAAGAAGCCUAUGACUUCAUACGUUCGAUUUUCUAAAGAACAGCUUCCCCUAUUUAAAGCUCAGAACCCAGAUGCAAAAAAUUCAGAACUAAUUAAAAAAAUUGCCAAGCUAUGGAGGGAACUUCCUGAUUCAGAGAAAAAGGUAUAUGAAGAUGCUUACAAGGCAGACUGGCAGGUAUACAAGGAAGAGAUAAACAGAAUUCAAGAACAACUAACUCCAAGUCAAAUGGUAUCUUUGGAAAAAGAAAUCAUGCAGAAACGUUUAAAAAAGAAAGCAUUAAUAAAAAAGAGAGAGUUAACAAUGCUUGGAAAACCGAAAAGACCUCGCUCAGCUUAUAACAUUUUUAUAGCUGAACGUUUUCAGGAAGCUAGGGAUGGCACAUCACAGGUAAAGCUGAAAGCUAUAAAUGAAAACUGGAAAAAUCUCUCUAAUUCUCAAAAGCAAGUAUAUAUUCAGCUUGCUAAAGAUGAUAAAAUUCGUUAUUAUAACGAAAUGAAAUCUUGGGAGGAACAAAUGAUGGAAGUUGGACGAGAAGAUCUUGUACGUCGCUCAAUUAAAUACCCAGCAAAAAAUGACCCUGAGAAGUUUUAAAAUAGAAGAUUGAGUUAUGUUCAUAAUGGAUAGACAUAAGAAACCAACUAGGUCUCAAUACCGGAAGCUGUUGUAAAAUUAGAAUGGAUAAAGUUGGUGAACAUUUAUAUUUAAUUCCUUUUCUGUAGCCCAUGGACUUCUGCCAGCCAAUUCAAUACAUUUUGUAUUGGUGUCUUGCUUUUGAAAACCCAAACAGAUAAGAGUGCAUGUGGAAUUUAUUUUGUGUUUAGGAACUACUGAGCAUCAAAAUAAUCCAUGCAAUGUAGCAGUGAAUCAUUUUACCUUUGAUAAAGGUAAAUCAGACUGUGAAGUUUUUUUAUACUUGGUGAUUAUGGAAAAAAUAUUCUUGUUUCCUUAUAUUAUGGAAGCAGGAGUUUCCUAUUCAUAAGUAUCUCAAAGUUUGUAGAAGCCAUAGUGUUCUAUGAUAUAACUGCAUUUUUAAAAGAUCAUCCAGAACUCAUGCUGGUAAAUUCCAAAUCCUGGGUAUAAUUCAUAUUAUAAUCAGAGUUGAUGGUUGUACAUUUGAGGAAUUUCUGGUGUCAGUUGCAGCUUUUAUAAAAGGGAUAGAUUUAUAAACCUUUUCCUUAUUAUCUUUUUCCUAAAUUAAAAACUAAAAAAUUAUGUACCAAAUCUAUGCAUAUUGUUUUAUAUUGCAUAGAAUAAAAAUUAUGUGUUUCCUAAUUAUGUUUUAAGGUGAAACAUUCAUUUUAUAGCUUUCUGGGAUUUUUGUUUGUUUUUUUAAACAAAGUAGGAGUUUGUAUACUGAAUUAUUUUUUAUCUUAUGUAAAUAUAUUUAUCCAGAAAGUAGAGAACUUACUUGGUGUAAGUUUUAAAAUGAGAGAUCUAAAAAAAUCAUGUCUCCAAAGUCUCUCAAAUUGGAACCUAUAAUUUUUAAACAUUUGCAUAACAUAUAAAAGCCUGUAUAAUAAUUAAUAGCCAGUUCUAGCCUAAUGCGCACAUCCAGCCCACUGCCUGCUUUUCAUGGCCUUGUCAACUAAGAAUUGUUCACAGUUUUAAAUAGUUAAAAAAACUAAGCAUACUUCAAGACACAUGAAAAUUAAUAUGAAAUUCAGUGUCCAUAAAAAAAUGUUUUAUUGGAACACAGCCACACUCAUUGUUCAUGGCUGUUUUUGUACAAUAGUGCAGUUGACUUAGUUGCUAAGGAGAGGUGCAGCCUGCAAAGACUGACCCGUAUAGUGUGGAAUGAGAUGCUCUUAAGUUACUUGCUGUGGCUCAGUAAAAUACAUCUUAACAGUUUUCCAGUUAGCAUUUAAACCUUACACCUUCUAGCAUUUGAUUAUCUUCUUAACAAGAGUCAAAGGUUUUCAAAAUCCACACCAGCUUUUUGAGCAAAAUAUUCAACUGUCAUCGUCAGUUCACAUGAAUUUAUAACUCAAAAUUUAUAUAUUUACUUUGUAUUUUGCAAAAUAUGCAAAAAAAAAAAAAGUGUGUAUUCUAGAUCUCCAGAAAGAAGAUUUUUGUAGUUUGUGGAUAGAAAAUAAGUAAAAGAAUCACUAAAAAAUGACUUGUUACGUACUGAACUUGGCAAAGGUCGGGACUGUAGAGGAAACUACAGCUUUAAGAGGACUAGCCUAAGAUUUAAAUAUAUGGAGUUGUUUGAAGUUUUCAAGCAGCUUUCCUCUGUGAAUGGUAAUGCAGGACAAAGCCUGCCAUUAGGUAAAUGACCCUUGGUCUGAGGCUAGAGUGUUCUGGGGAAGAAGAGAUAGGGAAGAAAAGGACAUUUGCUAGUGUCUCUCUCAAGCUUUCUCAAUUAGGUUUCCAGGAGAGAAUUAAGCCCUAAUUCCCUAUGGCUUCUAAAUGGUACCGAUUUUGUACCAGCCUUAGGAGAAUGGAGAAAAUAAUCACUCAAAUAAUUUACUGUAUUCUGUGCUUCAGAGGAGCCCAGGGAGCACAUGGGAGUCAAUGUUCAUAAUAUUAUAGAAUGGGUGAGAAAGAGAAAUGAAUUAUAAACUCCUGUAGCACAAAUGUAUAAAGCACGUCUUUGUACCUACCUUCCGAGCUCUAGGCAUUUAGCUGCCUGUACUGUUUUACACCAAACACAUUCAAAUAUCUUCCUGAAUAUACUGGGAAGUUCAGUGUCUACUAAGUUCUCAUGUAUAUACUUCUUAAUAUAGGGAGGACACGUAUGAAACAGUGAAAGGAGAUAUAGCAAAACCGUUUUGUUUCUAAAAGGGUGUCAUUGUUAGUACUUUAAAUAUUAGGAUAAUCUGAUUUCACACCUUUCUUAAUAAACUUCAGUACAUGGCAUACCAUGUAUUAAAUGCCAUCCAAUUUAACAGUAUAUACAACUACUCUGUUAUGAAGAAUGAGAGCUUAUAUCAAUAACCAGUGGCUAGGUGUGUAACCGGUGGCCAUUCUUAAAUUGACUGAACAAGAAACUAAAAGCUAAAGAAUUGUGACCAGGGAAAAGAAGCUUAAGUGAGAACAGUGUUUAUGCUGUCUGAGCAGUCAGUCACAGAGACGCUUGUGUUCACUAGAGUACCAAUAUUAGAUUUUAUAAAGUAGUUUGACAAGGGUGUGUGUAAUUAUUUUCUGAUGUUUAAGGUAUAUGUGCAGAUUCAGCCUACUGUAAUAAUGUAAUUUUGCCAUUGCUUUUGGCUAACUCCUUUUUUGGAAAUGCCUUUUUUUUUUUUUUUUUUAAAUAAGGUAUAUGCUUUUUUAAAUAGUUGGCCAUGAAUGUGUAUAUUUACAUUUCUGAAUUAAAAUGGAGUUAAAGUAA